UCACUUUCGAAAGUGUUCCAGGAACAGGGCGGAACAGCCUUGUAGUUUCUGAAGCUAGAAGACAGAAGCUGGUAUAGUUCUAAAAAGGACUUUAUCCCGAAAUGAAGCAGUUUAUUUGGUUGUAUCUCCUUCUGGUAGCUCCACUUUGUUCCUCUGGAGUCGUGAAUAAGGCAGUCGAUGAAGAGGUCACAUUUUCUCCUUCAAAUGUUCCGAGUGUGAAGCCUGCACAAGUUCUGUGGAAGUGGAAUGGCAACAAGGCUGCUGAAUAUGACCCAGACUUCGGCAUUGACCAACCAAAAUAUUACGCUUUUAAUGGGCGAGCAACCUUAGACGUGACUUCUGGCAGCCUCACAAUACAGAAGUUGACCACUGAUGACAACGGAGAAUUUACACUGGAAGUCAACAACGGUCUAGAUAGCGCGAAAUAUUCACUCAAAGUACUUGAGAAAGUGAGCAGUGUGGAAAUAUCCAAGAUUGACAGUGCGGGAGACCACUGCAUGCUUUCCUGUGCAGCUGAGCCCCAACAAAGCGUCACAUACACAUGGACUGGAAGUAACGUAAUCGCCAUGAACGGACCGAUGCAGAGUGUCGCGGCAACUGACUUUGCAAGUUCUUACACUUGCAUCGCAAAAAAUCCUGUGAGCGAGAAGGCAAAGUCAGUAAUCGCAGGAAGCAUCUGUGAAGGCACUCCUCCACCUCCUCCUGGGCCAAUCAUUGGAGGUGUCCUGGGGAUGAUCGCACUGAUUGGAAUUGCAGUGACCGCAUGGUUCAUCUUUAAAGAUAAGAAUGAAGAACGUUCUGGAGCUGACAAAAAUAAAGCAGAGCGGGAGACAAUGACUUGAUGACAUGUUUUAG
Molecule: messenger RNA, 855 nt
Organism: Engraulis encrasicolus (European anchovy)
Lineage: Eukaryota; Metazoa; Chordata; Actinopteri; Clupeiformes; Engraulidae
Product: SLAM family member 5-like
Exons: 6
Coding region: 102-842 (246 amino acids)
Source: RefSeq, a predicted model, not a curated record